This is a messenger RNA of Trichobilharzia regenti, 600 nucleotides long. NCBI's taxonomy places the organism in Eukaryota, Metazoa, Platyhelminthes, Trematoda, Strigeidida, Schistosomatidae. The record is from the annotation of a GenBank genome assembly.
AUGGUUGUUUUACAAAUAAAGCAAGAACGAACUUACGGUCUACGGUUAUCAACUCAGAACGUCAAUGCACAGGGGUGUUUAAUAAAAGAAUAUGAAUUCGACCCCGAUGUAUGCACCUUUCUCAAAGAAAUCCACUUCAUGAACUCUUACUGCAAACGUGUUUCAGCUCAACUUUGUUAUCAGGAAACAGACACAGGCGAAUCCACUUGGGUGGAACUUUUUAAAUUGGAGCUAAUGAAGAAUGCCCACUUGCCUCGUGGUGCAUGUGCUCACGUUAAAAUAAUGCUACCUCCAACAUUUGAGACAGUAAAGUCCACAAAACGCUUACUUAGAUUACGCGUACUAUUACAACAACCCUCAACAAUUUGGAAGGAAUUCACGAUAAAAAAUUUGCAAUUGUUCGACGAAUACCUAGUUCACGAUAAAAAAGAAACUACAGGAGAUGGUGAGGGUCACAACACUUCGAGUGUGAAUGAAGCACAUGAUAACUUAGGAACACUUUGCAGUCUCAUCGACUAUAAGCAAGGAGCACGAAGUUCUAGAUAUGUAAGCAAACCAGAUAUCUCAGUGUUAACCAAUGGACACUUUGAGACGACAUGA